CCAUAAGCAAGUUUACUUUAUGGUCAAGGAGAACGGAAAAGAGCACUUUCUGGAGGAGGAAACUCGCGCAACCUACCCCAAGAAGAGCAAGUGUCAAUGGUGUGAUGGCUCUACGUACAGGGCACGUUUGCGAACUCCCCUGCACGCAAAGAAUUUCUCCGAUACAUUUUAUAUCGGAGAUCCUGCUCCCUGUAAGAAUGCAGGUCUUUGA
Botrytis fragariae is the source of this 211-nucleotide messenger RNA. RefSeq lists its product as uncharacterized. The record is from RefSeq and is a predicted model, not a curated record. Bases 20 to 211 code for a protein of 63 amino acids. The transcript is spliced from 2 exons. NCBI's taxonomy places the organism in Eukaryota, Fungi, Ascomycota, Leotiomycetes, Helotiales, Sclerotiniaceae.